Messenger RNA from Solenopsis invicta (red fire ant), 759 nucleotides. RefSeq names its product pheromone-binding protein Gp-9. NCBI's taxonomy places the organism in Eukaryota, Metazoa, Arthropoda, Insecta, Hymenoptera, Formicidae. Gene Ontology annotation, molecular function: odorant binding. Bases 96 to 611 code for a protein of 171 amino acids. Gene Ontology annotation, biological process: sensory perception of smell. The record is from RefSeq and is a predicted model, not a curated record. The transcript is spliced from 5 exons.
GAAUUUUAUAUAUUGCAGUGAGAGUAUAUAUACGCUGUAGCUGCGGUUAUUUUGAAUAAUUUUGCUCACAACAGUAAGGAUAUACAUUAUACAGAAUGAAAAGUCUCGUGCUUUGCGCCUGUGUUUUAUUAUUUGCUUUUCAGCUGUCUAGCUCAACAGAACUUAAAGAAAAGCUAAAGAAUGAAGAAAAAAAUAUUGAGAAUAUUCUUGAAACUUGUCUAAAUGAACAGGGUUUAUCUCGGAAUGACAUGUACAAGGAGGAGGAACUAAUGACUAAAGUACAUACUGAAUCUGUGAAUGCAGAAAGAACAAGAAAAGUUGGUUGCUUUGUUGCAUGUGCCAUGGAAAAGCUGAAUUUAAUGGAUGAAGCAACCAUUAAGGAAACACAAAUUCAUGAAAAAAUAAAUGAACUAUUUGAAGGUCGUGACCAAGGUAUAGCACACAAAAUUGCGCGUAAAUGUUUAAAAAAAGCGAGAAGUAUUACGCAAAAAUGUGAGAAAUGUUUUUCUCUAUACGUAUGCAUCGCAGAAAGUGUGCAUAAAUUACAAGGACACGAAGAACAUGUAAGAGAAGAAACAGAAGAGAUAGAAGAAACAGAAGAACAGAUCUAAAUAUAAAUACAAAAAUUGAAUAUUAUUCAUGGUAACUUAAAUAAUAAACGUUUGAUCAAAAGAUAUAAUAUAUACUAAAUAAACGAUACAUGUAUUCUCUUAGACUCCAUUUUAUUUCCCUGGUUUAAUAAAAGCGUAUUAAAUAAUA